AACCCAACCACACCCCGCGCGCCACGCUCCGUCGCCCCCCACACACAACACAAGGCGUUACUCCGGCACCUCCCGCCUCUCUCUCCCUCGCCAUGGACGCGGCGGGGAGGAGGCUCGCCCGCGUCACGGCCCACCUCCUGCCCAGCUCCCUCCCGCUCCCGCUCGCCUCCGCCCCUACCCUCGCGCCUUCCCCCGCCGCGUCGCCAGCGUCGGACAGCUACCGACGGGUCCACGGCGACGUGCCGUCGGAGCCCCCGGAGUGGCGCGCGGCGACGGACGAGUCCGGGAAGGGCUUCGUGGACAUCCUCUACGACAAGGCCGUCGGCGAGGGCAUCGCCAAGAUCACAAUAAACCGCCCUGAUAGAAGGAAUGCAUUCCGACCCCUGACCGUGAAGGAGCUUAUGCGUGCUUUCGAGGAUGCUAGAGAUGAUAGUUCAAUCGGAGUCAUCAUACUAACAGGGAAGGGGACCCAGUCCUUCUGUAGCGGCGGUGACCAGGCGUUAAGGGAUGCUGAUGGAUAUGUUGAUUUUGAUAGCUUUGGCAGGCUCAACGUCCUAGACCUCCAGGUGCAAAUACGGCGCCUUCCAAAGCCUGUUAUAGCAAUGGUUGCUGGUUAUGCUGUUGGAGGAGGCCAUGUGUUGCACAUGGUGUGUGAUCUAACGAUUGCAGCUGACAAUGCAAUUUUUGGGCAGACAGGUCCUAAGGUUGGAAGCUUCGAUGCUGGCUAUGGCACUUCAAUUAUGUCUCGGUUGGUAGGACCAAAGAAAGCUCGUGAGAUGUGGUUUCUGUCACGGUUCUACACAGCUGAUGAGGCAGACAGAAUGGGUCUCGUCAAUGUAGUAGUACCACUCGCUGAUUUGGAGCGAGAAACGGUGAAAUGGUGCCGAAAAAUCUUGAGGAACAGUCCAACAGCCAUCCGGGUGCUGAAAUCUGCACUCAAUGCAGCUGAUGAUGGCCAUGCUGGCCUUCAGGAGCUCGGUGGCAAUGCGACACUGAUCUUCUAUGGAACUGAAGAGGCAAAAGAAGGCAAAAAUGCAUACAUGGAGCGACGGCGCCCUGAUUUCUCAAAGUUCCCUCGGAAGCCUUAAAAGUUGAACUUGUGCACUACUAGUACAGAUUUCUCUACAAUUCUGCUGUAUGUCAUGACGCAGACUGAAAUGCUACUCAAAUCUCCGUUUCCUCGUCAACUCUGCCGGAAGCAUAGGUGGGCGUCCCAAUGAUUGCCAGCCCCGGUGGACGGGUGUAGAAGCGAGAUCGUUAUCCUUUACAUGUCAUUUGUUAGUUGGCAUUUUUAUAGGUGUAAAUUGCAGUGCUUACGUAUAUGUGAAUAUUCAUCCCGACAUAUCAUAGCCGCUGGAAAUAAAUGGCCUUGUGGUGCAUUAGUUAUUUGAUCCUAUAACAAUUGGCCUAUAUUUAUUUUUUUGCUGGUUGUUUUGUUUGCUUUUCAAUUUAUUUUAAUAACUUUUUCAAGGAUAUUUAUCUGUAAGAAUUUGGAUGUGGCUUGUUGAUAA
Messenger RNA from Oryza sativa Japonica Group (Japanese rice), 1511 nucleotides. RefSeq names its product 1,4-dihydroxy-2-naphthoyl-CoA synthase, peroxisomal. Gene Ontology annotation, molecular function: 1,4-dihydroxy-2-naphthoyl-CoA synthase activity. Gene Ontology annotation, cellular component: cytosol. NCBI's taxonomy places the organism in Eukaryota, Viridiplantae, Streptophyta, Magnoliopsida, Poales, Poaceae. The record is from RefSeq and is a predicted model, not a curated record. Gene Ontology annotation, biological process: menaquinone biosynthetic process.